This is a messenger RNA of Triticum urartu, 1299 nucleotides long. The record is from RefSeq and is a predicted model, not a curated record. Lineage: Eukaryota; Viridiplantae; Streptophyta; Magnoliopsida; Poales; Poaceae.
AUGCCGUCGUCCAUAUACGCCGCACCACAGGCAAGCGCAAGCAACGGCGUUGGCAAUGGCGACGGCAAGCCACACGUGCUUGUUGUCCCUUACCCGGCGCAUGGUCACAUGCUGCCUCUCCUCGACCUCGCGGCGCUGCUCACCGCACGGGGCCUCGCGCUCACCGUCACCGUCACGGCAGGCAACGUCCCGCUCCUCGCGACAUUCCUCGCAGCGUUCCCGUCAGUCGCCACCGUCAUUCUGCCUUUCCCUUCCUCGCCGUUCCUCCCGGCCGGGUGCGGCGAGAACACCAAGGACCUCCCGGCCGAUCUCUUCCGCCCGUUCAUGGCCUCCCUGGCGGCCCUCUCCGCGCCUCUCCUCUCCUGGUGCAAGUCCCAGCCCCGCGGCGUGACGGCCAUCGUCUCCGACCUGUUCAUGGGGUGGACACUCCCGCUCAUCGAGGAGCUCGGCGUGCCGCACGUGGCCUUCUCGUGUGCCAACGUUCACUACCUCGCCACGACGCACUCCCUCUGGGUGCAUGUGCCCGGCGACGAGGUGUCAGAGACGAUCCGGCGGAUCUUCCUAUGGAAUAUAGAGAGCUCGUGCUUCGUGGCAAACUUGUUCGUGACGCUCGAGGCGGCCUACGUGGAGCGCCCGCUCCCCGACCUGAUGGCGAAGUGGGUGUUCGCGGUGGGCGCGCUGUCGGACGACGUGCGUGACCGCGUGGUUGGACGGGUUCGACGACGGCUCCGUCGUGUACGUCUGCUUCGGGUCGCAGCAGGCGCUGUCACCGGCGCAGGCGGCGUGCGUGGCCGGCGCUCUAGCGCUGGCUCGGUGGCUUUCGUCUGGGCGGUGAGGAGCGGCACCGUCGUGCCGGAGGGGUUCGAGGCCGCAGCCACGGCGGCGUCACGGGGCAUGGCAAUCCGCGGGUGGGCGCCGCAAGUGGAGAUCCUGCGCCACCGCGCCGUGGGGUGGUUCCUCACGCACUGCGGGUGGAACUCGGUGCUCGAGGCGACCGCGGCCGGCGUGGCAAUGCUCACGUGGCCGAUGGGCGCCGACCAGUUCAUCAACGCGUCGGUGCUUGCGGAGGCAGGCGUGGCGGUGCCGGUGGCAGAGGGUGCCGACGCCGUGCCAGACGCUGGAAAGAUGGCGAGCGUCAUCGCUGCAGCUGUCACAAAGGAGGGGGAGUCCGUGAGAAAGCAUGCGGUGGAGCUCGGCCGGAAGGCGGCCACCGUGGUGGCGGAGGGUGGAACCUCGCACAUUGAUUUGGAAGAGUUGGUGCGUGUGCUCAGUGACGUCGACUACUCCCUCCGUUCCUAA